AUGCCCAAGCGCACCAUGGGAGGGAGGGCCGACGCCGGGGCCGACGACAUGGCGCAAGAAGCAUCCAAGCGCCGGGCAAAGCUGCACAUGGAGAAACCCCUCCCCGCUGGCAAGGUGUCGAGCCGGCAGCAGGGUGUCCUUGACGUCGUCGACCACGUCCAGGCUCCGGUGCAGGUGUCACCUACGCCGGAGCAGGUAGCUCCUCCAUCGGAGCAGGUGACUCAUCUGCCUCCUCUGCCACGCCAUCUGCCUCCUCUGCCGCAGCCCAUGGUCAACGUUGACGGUGAUGAUGACGAAGAAGAGGUUUCAAGGGCGGAUCCACAUGGGCGCAUGGAAGCAGAGGCAGAAGAAUGCCUUCUGGACUCAAAAGCCAACUUGAUCUCAGCCGUAGCUGCUCUGGUUCCUCAGAAGGAGCAGGUGUCUCCUCUGCCACGGGUGACGCCUCCUGUGCCCGAGCGUGUGGUCGUCGGCGAUGUCAACAAAGAAGACGUAGCUCCUCUGGAUCCUCUGCCGGAGCAGGUGGUGGCUCCUCAGCCUCAACCGGGUGUUCAUCUGCCGCCGUUGUUGCCUCCCCUGCCCCCACCUGUGGUCGUCGCCGACGAGAACGAAGAAGAGGUUUUCCCUGGUCAGUACAAGGCAAAUAAGGUCCUAAGUGAUGACGUUGAUAGCGACCCAGAAACCCAGAGGAUCUUUAGGAGGCAGAAAUUGAGGCAGUUGAACAAUGGUGAGCUCGAGAAAGAUGUGAGGCCUAGAUUCGGAAAGGGCUACUGA
Triticum turgidum subsp. durum (durum wheat) is the source of this 771-nucleotide messenger RNA. The record is from the annotation of a GenBank genome assembly. NCBI's taxonomy places the organism in Eukaryota, Viridiplantae, Streptophyta, Magnoliopsida, Poales, Poaceae.